AUGUCUGCCGUGGAAGAAAACGUGACGCAGCCAAUUAAGUACGUGGGUUUCGAUACCAUCACUUCUCAGAUCGAGAACAGAUUGUUGAAGAGAGGUUUCUCCUUCAACAUCAUGGUGGUGGGUAAAUCAGGUUUGGGCAAAACCACCCUUGUCAACACCUUGUUUUCGCUGAAGUUGGCCACUACCCAGGGCCGUCGCUCUGCCGAGGCGCCUAUCGAGAAGACCACCGAGAUCAAGGUCCACUCGCAUGUUUUGAACGAGAACAACGUCAGGUUGAAUGUGAAUGUGAUUGAUACUCCUGGUUUUGGAGACCAGGUCAACAACGACAAGUGCUGGGAGCCGCUCGUCAAGUACAUCAAGGAGCAGCACUCGCAGUACUUGCGUAAGGAGUUGACUGCCCAGAGAGAGCGUUUCAUUGCCGACACUCGUGUCCACUGUAUCUUGUACUUUAUUCCUCCUUCAGGUACGAAAUUGAAGGCAUUGGACGUGCAAGCGCUUAAGAGAUUGAGUGAAAUCGCCAACGUGGUGCCAGUGAUUGCCAAGAGUGACUCGAUGACUUUCAAUGAGAGAACUGCGUUCAAGAGGCAGUUGCAGAACGACUUCAUCAAGCACAAGUUCAACAUUUAUCCAUACGACUCGGAGGACUUGCUUGAUGACGAGAAGCAGUUGAAUGCCGACAUCAAGUCGCUAAUCCCAUUUGCCGUGUCGGGAUCGGAGCGUGAGAUCGAGCUCAAUGGCGAGCUUGUGAGAGGCAGAAAGUCUAGAUGGGGUGCAUUGAACAUUGAGGAUGUUUCCCAAUGUGAGUUCACCUUCUUGAGAGAUUUCUUGACCAGAACCCACUUGCAAGACUUGAUUGAGACCACUGCAUUGGUGCACUACGAGGGUUUCAGAACGAAGCAGUUGAUUGCAUUGAAGGAGAACGCUGCCAACCCAAACAGGCAGUCCAACGUUCUCAGAGGCACGAUCCCAGGCACGGCGCCAGGCCACACGUCAAUGGGACCUAGCGGUGCUGCUCCUGCUGGAGAGCCUGUCAAUGGCCAGGUUGGUGAAGGUGCUGCUCCCAACGCCAAUACCAACAACACAGUGUACCAGCAAGGCGUUGGCAACUCGCGCAGCAUGGUUCUGAGUCUUGUGGACGGCAAGAACGAACAGCGAUAA
Candidozyma haemuli is the source of this 1158-nucleotide messenger RNA. RefSeq names its product septin (gene CDC10). The transcript has a single exon. The record is from RefSeq and is a predicted model, not a curated record. NCBI's taxonomy places the organism in Eukaryota, Fungi, Ascomycota, Pichiomycetes, Serinales, Metschnikowiaceae. Gene Ontology annotation, biological process: cytoskeleton-dependent cytokinesis. The coding region runs from base 1 to 1158 and encodes 385 amino acids. Gene Ontology annotation, cellular component: septin complex; septin ring; cell division site. Gene Ontology annotation, molecular function: molecular adaptor activity; GTPase activity; GTP binding.